AUGUUGCUAUUCUUCGUAGUGUUAAUUGCUGGCUUUGGCCUGCAAGUUAAAGGCCAAGUUUUAUCCACACCAAUUUCUUAUGACUUUGCAAUAUCCUUAGAAUCACAAUUGACAUUGUUGAAGUGGAAAGAAACCCAUGUACGAAAUCUUUUCAACUAUAGAGAAUCAUUGGAUAAGCACUUAAAAGAAAUUAAGCUAGCCAUAAAUUAUUCAGAAAAUCUGUUAAAAUCCGCUUCGCAAUUUCAGCACAAUGCAUUGAGUGAGUUUAAAGUUUUAAGGCACAUUCACAAGGAUUGGCCCAAAUACUUAAAAUUGUUAAAAAAAGAACUGGGGACCAAAGAGAUUUCACUAUCUCAGGAAUUAUUAAUAAAGCAACCCACGUCUGAAGACUUUGAGGAAUCCUUAGGUGCUAUUUAUAGACUUCAAACCGUGUAUAACUUGGACUCUUCUGACAUGGUAGAAGGCAUAUUAGAUGGCAAUAACUUCAAUGCCAAGAAAUGGAGUAUUGAUGAGUGUUUAAUACUCGGGCUAAUGUAUCAAAACUUCAAACAUUACGACCAAGCGGAUUAUUGGUUACAACUGGCUCUUUAUCAUUACGAAAAGCAUCCGAAUCCGGAUGACCUCAAAAUUAAGCUUUGGAGUUAUCCCAACUUGUUGGAAUUUUUGAUGGAGGCCAAGAAGGGACUUGGUCUUUACUUGGAAGCGAAACAACUUGCGACUAAGUUACUUUCAAUAGUUCCCAGGCAGUCUUAUAUGUUAAAGCAACUGCCAAAGCUGGAUUAUCUGCAAGCAAAUCCACCCAAUCUUAAAGAAAGAAAAAAGGAUUUUCAGAUCCAGAAAACCAUUUGCUCAAAGCAUUAUCCAAAACAAAUAUCACGGAAACUCAUUUGCCGAUAUACAAAUUGGACACCAUUUCUUAUUUUGGCACCUUUAAAAAUAGAGUUGUUGUCCAUUAAUCCAACUGUAUUUAUAAUUCCCGAUUUCGUCACUCAAAAGGAUAUAGAAAUAUUGAAGGCUGUUUCUAGGCCAAAACUUCAGCGCAAUCAACACCUGUCAUGGAAUUGCAGUUGUAAAAUCUCAACUCUAUAUAGCUCUUCGCAUAAUAUUGUUCACAAAAUGAAUCGUCGAAUCAAUGAUGUCACAGGAUUUAAAAUGAACAAAAAUCAAAUGCUUGAAGUUAUUAAUUAUGGUAUUGCUGGUAACUACAAUCCCGAUGAUACCACAAAGUCCCGGAGCAACCACUUAGCGAACGCUUUGAUAUAUUUAAGUAACGCUGAAAAGGGAGGAGAGAUUGUAUUCCCCUCUCUCGAAGUAAAAGUAAAACCCAAGAAGGGUACUAUGCUAGUUUGGGUUAAUCCCGAAGGGAGUGUUCUUUAUCAUCAGUGCCCUCUUUUAAAGGGAAAUAUGUGGUUGGCCAACAAAAUGUUGAAAUGAGCUUUUUAUUGCAUUAUUUAUGUACUUUUGUGAACGCCCUUGACAUAUGUUUAUUCCAAUUUAAACUCUUGGCACUGAGUUAUUACAAAAGUCUGCACAGGUCUAUAAAUAUUUGAUAUCAAAAAGAAAAUUCAUCCCGACAAAUACACACACUUCACAAUUACAUGCCAUAUAUUUAAUAACAAUUUAAUGGUGAAUGGUAAAAUUUGUUAUGAAUUAAAUUCAAUUUAAAGUCGA
Messenger RNA from Drosophila rhopaloa, 1671 nucleotides. RefSeq names its product prolyl 4-hydroxylase subunit alpha-1-like. Gene Ontology annotation, molecular function: iron ion binding; L-ascorbic acid binding; procollagen-proline 4-dioxygenase activity. NCBI's taxonomy places the organism in Eukaryota, Metazoa, Arthropoda, Insecta, Diptera, Drosophilidae. The transcript has 6 exons. The record is from RefSeq and is a predicted model, not a curated record. The coding region runs from base 1 to 1434 and encodes 477 amino acids. Gene Ontology annotation, biological process: peptidyl-proline hydroxylation to 4-hydroxy-L-proline. Gene Ontology annotation, cellular component: endoplasmic reticulum.